This is a messenger RNA of Trichoplusia ni (cabbage looper), 2275 nucleotides long. RefSeq names its product putative phospholipase B-like 2. Gene Ontology annotation, cellular component: extracellular region. The coding region runs from base 267 to 1946 and encodes 559 amino acids. The transcript is spliced from 13 exons. The record is from RefSeq and is a predicted model, not a curated record. Gene Ontology annotation, molecular function: glycerophospholipase activity. Lineage: Eukaryota; Metazoa; Arthropoda; Insecta; Lepidoptera; Noctuidae. Gene Ontology annotation, biological process: phospholipid catabolic process.
AGUUUAGGCAAUAUUAACAAGUGGUGAGUGAGCUCUACGCUGAUAACGUAUAAUGUGGCAACAACACUGCACCAAUCAACAAUGACAAACGUCAAAAUAUCCUCUUGGCGUCAAUUUCAAAACGUUGAUAUUGUAAAAACAUGUCCUUAUUUCGGAACUACAGCACGCAAUACACUAAAUAAAUGUUAAUUAAAGCUAGAAAUACGUGUUUGGACGCGAGCGGACGACGUCGGUGUAUAUAGCUCUUAUCGCCUUUUUAUCGAGCGAUGGACGCUAAGUUGUGUGUGAUAUUGUUAUUAUACAACGGGUUUCUUAUGUGCGAGUCUAAGUACGGAUAUGUGUUAUGGGACGAUAACAAUGUGACGGUGAAGCUGACGGACUACUUCGCCGACAUACCGGACGCGCACGUCGCCCGAGCUACCUACAGCAAUGAGAUCAACACCACUGGCUGGGCUUUCCUGGAGAUCCACACGUCGGAGGACAGCUCUGACGAGAACCAGGCGUACGCCGCCGGCUACCUGGAGGGAUACCUCACCAGGGACCUCGUCUGGAUGCACUGGCAGAACAUGCUCAAGGGAUAUUGCUAUAACAAGACUGAUGUGUGCGGCCUUAUUGAGGAGUUUGUGGAUCAAAAUGAGGAGUAUGUGACGUCCAUGGUGGACAUGUAUGGGUACGACUCAUACUGGCAUCAGAUAAAGCUGUACUUCAUCCAGAUCGAGGGUCUUGCAGUGGGGUACAACGCGGCCACCAAGGACCCCUACCAGUGGCUCACGACCAGAGACAUCAUCUGGAUCAACAUGCUGGGCGACUUGGACGAGCUUGCGUUUGCUUUAUCGAUGCCUAAGACGUCGCCUGACGGCUACCUGUUCGGGGACCACUGCACCGGUCUCGUCAAGCUGCUGCCGGACCUCACCAACCUGUACACUGCACAGGCCACGUGGAACAGUUACCAGUCGAUGUUGCGGUUCCACAAGAUGUACGUGAUGCCGGUGCACAUGAGCCCCAGCAACAAGGAGCGCAUCCCCGGAUACAAGAUGUCGCUCACCUCGUACCCCGCCUUCGUGCAGUCCACAGAUGACUUCUACAUCAUAUCGUCGGGGCUGGUGGCCGGCGAGACCACCAUCGGCAACAGUAACCGCACGCUUUUCGAACUAGUCAAGCCUGUUGGACAGAUCCUGGAGUACGCGCGCGCGAUGGUCGCGAACCGCAUGGCGCGCACCGGCCGCGAGUGGGUCGAGAUAUUCAGGAAACACAACAGCGGCACCUACAACAAUCAGUGGUUCAUAGUGGACUACAAAAACUUCAAGCCGAAACGCGGUCGCUUCCCCGGGCUGGUGCAGGCUGGCCUGCUGUGGGUCAUCGAGCAGCUGCCCGGCUACACAGAGUGUGCUGACCUCACGGAGGAGUUAAAGCGCACGUCAUACUUCCCGUCGUACAACAUCCCGUACUUCCCGCGCGUGUUCAACCUCAGCGGCGGCAACGUGCGCAUCGCCACCUACGGGGACUGGUUCGGGUACCACACCAACCCGCGCGCCAAGAUACUGCUUCAGAAACAGGCGAGUAUCCACAACCUGCGCGACAUGUACAACACGAUGCGCUACAACGACUUCAAGCACGACCCGCUGGCGCGCUGCGAGGCCUGCAAGCCGCCCUACAGCGCCUGCAACGCCAUCGCCGCCAGGAACGACCUCAACCUCGCCAACGGCACGUACCCGUUCCGCGCGCUAGGCCACCGCAGCCACGGCGCGACGGACGCCAAGAUCACGAGCGCCUACCUGUGGCGCAGCUACCGCUUCCUCGCCAUCUCCAGCCCCACGCACAACAUCUCCCGGGGGAUCCCGCCCUUCGCAUGGAGUAAGUUCGACAUGGGCCCUCACGUGUCCCACGUGGGCCACCCCGACGAGUGGAUGUUCGCCCCCAUGCUACACGACUGGGAGUGGGAGUAGAUAUGUACCUUGUCACCUCGCAUUAAGGAUCAAUUUACCUCGCACAUAGUUUUUUAACUAUAAGAAUCUUAUGUUCUAAGGCAUAGGUCGUUUUUCUGUGUAUUUGACUGUGAUAUUUGCUAAAUUGUACCAUUAUGUUUGAUACCUGCCUACCCAUCAUGACGUUAAAUUGCGUGAAGGUACCUACUGCCUUCUCGCCUUGUGUAGUAACUAUUUUUACUAGUAAUAAUGCUACAUAAUUAUUUAGACUAACUAAUUAACUUUUAGUCACUAGAUUAUGCUCGUGAAGCCUCAGAUGUAAUUCAUACAUAGGAAAUUAUGUCAACCGC